AUGUACAACCCCUCACUUGUCACCCCUGGCGCUCCAACUCUCCCCAGCGCACGACAUCAAAUUGCCAAACUACCUUACCACUUAUCCACGGAUCAUCACUCGGCAAUUCUGGUUUUGACGGACCCGUCUAGCUCAUCUGAUCAAAUGGACAACAUCUCCUCUCGAAAGCGUCCUCCUUCAUUACACGACGAUGAGCAAACACAACAUAAGCGUUGGCGUCGUCCAUUACACUCCACCUUCAACAAACAGUCCCCCGAACCUCGGAUCCCACUUCUUCCCUCCGACCCAAUUGUUCCUCAAAAACGUCUUCAUCUAUCACAAGAAUGCGAGGAAACGCACCGCAAGCGUUCUCGUACACCAUGGUACUACGCGAGUAACCAACAAACAUCCCUCAUGGGUUCUUCACAACAUCCACCUUUCACAUUUCAUUGUCCAUUGACAAGCCAGAUUCGACAGCAUCAGGACAAUAGAAUGAUGGUUGAACAAGCAGGUAAUGAGUGUCGGUUUGAUCCCCAAGCUAAUGAUACAGAUACGGAUCAAUCACGCUUGGAGCAAGGACCAUUCCACAACAAUCCCACCCAUAGCUCAUCACCAACAGAUUACGCUCGCAAACCUCCCAAUCCAUCACGUUCCCAUUCUCAAGAAUCAACGAGCAGGAAUCACGGCCCCUCUCCUCCAAGUCAAGACAAUCCCGAAGCAUUCUCCAGUAAUUCUAGCUCCUCUGGUCACCUUCAACUUUCCGAAUCUCAAGUCAACAGGCCUCCUUCAGCUACAAUUAUUCAAUCUCAUGAUUUACAACAGUCGCAGGUGUCUUCAACGCAUCAGCAGCCUGCCUUGGUAUUAAACCUCGAGGACAAACAAGCAUACGAGGAUGCUGGAUUUCAGCCGCACCUCCCGUUAAACAAUCAUACCUUUGACGAACCUAGAAAUCAUAAUACUUGGACCAACCAUAGCCAAAUUAAUGUCAAUGAUCGAGUUCAAGAUUACGCUGCGAACCACAAUCCUUACUUAACUUAUGACAAUGAUACUAGAGAUCACGACUCACACUUACCCCCCCCAAUCCACAAUUCCAUUCGAGAUCGACCCCGCUCAGCACCGGAGCAUAUUCUAUCAAGUUCAGCCCCCAGGUAUACUAGCAAUAUCACCAGUCCGCCACGUGCACAAUCUCAAGACUCAACAAGACGCAAAUUGGAUGCACCCUACGCCGAUGCCCACAUCAAUGAGUUUCCCUUCCGACUCAGCUCAUCCUCGCACGAUGUCCCAUUCCAUUCAGUACCCAUUCCCGUGCAUCCUAAAAAAACUCUCAAUCCGACGAUUACCGAGUCUCAGGAAUUCAUCAGGAGCAGCCAUGCAACUUAUUCAUCAAAUAAAGCCCAUGUCGAAACUACCUGCGCUGGCGUUCGUGGCUCUUCUCCGUUACCCAAUCCACCCCACGAAAAUUCACAGCCAGAGGAUUUUGUUUUGCCCUCCGUGACUCCAAUCCCCCAUCUGUUUCCAGACUCACACCGCACUCAUGGACAGCCAAAAACGCAACAACACCUCCGUCAACAAUCUCAAGCUCAUCCUGUGAUGUUGACGUCACCUUCUCAAAUGCGACCACCGUCCCGGAUGUCUGAAAGUGGGCAAUCAUCCAGGAUGUCCUGCAGUGCAGCACAUAAUGAUCCUCGACACACGACAGUAGUCCCAUCUACUUAUCCACCCCCACACUACACUCAUGGACACCCAGAGACGCUGCGCCACCUCGCUCAACAAUCUCGGGCUCGAUCACCUUCUCAAAUGCGUCCACCGUCCCGGAUGUGUGAAAGUGGGCGAUCAUCCAGGAUGUCCGUCAGUCCAGCAAAUAAUCCACCACUUGAUGCUCAACACGCAACAGUAGUCUCAUCUACUUAUCAACCCCCGCACUACACUCAUGGACAACCAGAGACGCAGCGCUAUCUCGUUCAACAACCUCAAUCUCAAGCUCAUCCUGUGAUGUUGACGUCACCUUCUCAAAUGUGUCCACCGUCCCCGAUGUCUGAAAGUGGGCAAUCUGCCAGGAUGUGCUUCAGUUCAGCAAAUGAUUUAACACUUGAUUCUCGACACACAACAGCAGUCCCAUCUACUAAUCAAGCCCCACGCUACACUCAUGGACAGCCAGAGAUGCAGCACUAUCUCGUUAAACAACCUCAACCUCAAGCCCAUCCUGCGAUGUUGACAUCACCUUCUCAAACGGGUCCACCCUCCAGGAUGUCCACCUCUUCCAGCAAUAGUUUGCAAAAUCAAUCCAUCUCACGACGUAAUCAACCUAAUGCUCAACAGGCACCAUCAGCUCCACCUACUUAUCAACAUCGACCACUUGCGUUAUCUUCGAGACAUUCCGCGGUCAAUACGUGUAAUCAAGCCCAUGACGAACCUCAAAACUAUUCUCAGACCAACCACAGUCACAUACAUUGCAAUGAUCGAGCUCAAGAUUAUGAUCCAAACUACAAUUUCCACUCACCUCGGCCACUCAAUGAGAAUCUUACUCGAGAUCGUCAAUCACAAUUACCUAAUCCAACAUUUACACAUGCUCAGCAGUCACAUGGUACCGUUUAUAACUCAGCCUUUCACCAUGCUCCCACCACAGCUCCCCAAAUCUACAAUCCCACUCCUCUACGCGCGACUUUGUGGGAUGGGUAUGCAUUCGACUUCAGAGGAGACCUCAUAUCAAGUGAACCAUCACAGCCCUUCGAACGACCCCAACCUCAACCCCAGCUCUCAGCCUCCGCAUCACGUUCUCACAUUCACCCAGGGGGAAAUCUCAGAUCAAGUGGAUCAUCUCAGCCCUUUGAGCGACCACAACAACAACAACAUCAUCAACCCCCCUCAGCCUCCACAUCACGUUCUCGCAUUCACCCAACGGGAAAUGUCAUAUCAAGUGAAUCAUCUCAGCCCUUUGAACGACCCCAACCCCAGCCUUCAGCCUCCUCAGCACGUUCUCGCGUCCACCCAGCGUCAAGGACUUCUACCUGUCCCACUCGAAUUGACCAAAAUCAAUCAGGUAGUCACUUUCAAAGUGCCCGGCCCCAAGCCUCCAGGUCGUCUGCAGCAGAACAUCCGCAUCGUAAUCCUCGACCUACACAGGAAGCCGCAGACAUGCGACAAUAUUCUACUCCAGUAUCGUCCUCUAGAUCCCUACGAACUUUACACACACAUGAUGCGACAGCAUAUCUUGACGAGGCGAUGGACGAAGACGAACCAAUGGCGCAAGGCGAGCCAUUGAAUCAAGACGAGCCCAUUGAAGAAGAAGAGCCCAUGGAAGAAGACGAGCCUAUGGAGGAAGACGAGGCGUUGGAGGAAGACGAGGCAGUGGAGGUUGAACUAGACGAAGACCAGGACACAGACGAAGCUCAGGACACAGACGAAGACCAGGACACAGACGAAUCCGACCUUGAAGGUGUCUUUGAUUUGGCUGAAAGUCGCAAGUAUCAAAAGCGCAAGUCUGCGCGCCGAGGUCAAAACACUCGUGCAAGGCACAAUACUGUCCGCCGUCAGAAGUUUGCAAAAGAUCCUUUAGAGUGCGGUCCGUAUGAACGACUCACUAUUGCAAUUCAUCAUUACAAUAAUCUGCUCCUUGGCAUUGUCCGGAAAGGUAAAGGCCGAAAGGGAAAUCGAACGCUUCCCCUGCCACCCUCUGACAAGGAGUAUUCCGCUUGGGACAAACGGAAGGCUGACCGUCGACGCCUGAUAGACAAAACUACUAACGAAGCUGAGUCUCGCUAUCGCCUAAAACAUCCACGCGCCCUGCCUGCUCAGCUGGCCAGGGUUUCCGAUCACGCUGUCGAGGAAGUUCUCUCGAAAAUUCCCCCCGUCAAAUUUACCUCAAUAGUGGCCCUCAGGAAUUCGGGUGUUCAUUACUCAACGACUGUUGCCUCUACUUGUGAAGCCGCAUUGGCUCUUUCUGGAUUUGUACGUUUUACAUAUGAUUGGACUGAUUCUAUCAAGUCCAAAUGGAAUGAAGCAGUCUCGGGAAUAAUUCUCCAAGAGUGGGAGAAAUGUUACAGGCGGGGAGACGCUGAUGAAUAUGACGUGGAUAUUAAUCAAGUCACAGGAAAAAAUAUGAGGCAAGUUCUUGACAGGUGGUUCAUCACCAAGGCUCGCGAGUAUAUUACCCAGUCCUCGCAAGCGGCUGAAAAUACAGAAACCCGAGCUCAAAAGCAGAAAGCAGCAAUAGAAAAAAAACGCGGAAGGGAAUCACAGAAGCGGCUCUGUAACGUUCGACAAAAAGCUCUGAGAACAUUUUUCCCACAACAUAAGGCACUUCGUGACAUCUUGUCGGAACGAUCAGUCCAUUCUGAAGACGAAGUGGACUCUGCUGGUAAUUUGUAUCGCAAAAAGAAGCUUUGGAGGCAUCAGGACCUCGACGACUUUCUUCAUGAGUUGGACGAGUUGCACAUCAAGGAGCAGGAGGGCGAUCAGGCCAUCACUUCAGCUGCCAAAACUCUGCGCCGUGGGCCUUACGCUAAUCUAGACGAUUCAGAUUACCUUUCACGGCCUCCCAAGGGAUUUCCCCAAAGUUUGCUCGACCAGCAGUUUAUGAAACAUCAUGUCUCCAGAGUUGCUGUAUUGGCCCUUCAACUUUCUGCAAACAAUUAUAAUUUAAUCCCCUUGAUUCAGCAUGUUAAAUGGCUCCAGUCACCAGAAGCCUCUUGA
Melampsora larici-populina 98AG31 is the source of this 4671-nucleotide messenger RNA. RefSeq lists its product as uncharacterized. The transcript has 4 exons. Bases 1 to 4671 code for a protein of 1556 amino acids. Lineage: Eukaryota; Fungi; Basidiomycota; Pucciniomycetes; Pucciniales; Melampsoraceae. The record is from RefSeq and is a predicted model, not a curated record.